UUUUCUUCUAUUCAAUAACAACCUCAAGAUUAUUUUUCCUUUGCCCCUAUAGACCAACAAAAAUGUUGAUUAGAAAACUUUCCCAAGCAAUAACCAUUUGCCUCAUAGGCUUAGCGAUGGUGCAUAUUUCCCAUGCUCAAAAUUCCCCACAAGACUACCUCAAUGCUCAUAAUGCUGCUCGUGCAAGGGUGGGUGUUGGACCUAUUAGAUGGGACAACAAAGUUGCUGCUUAUGCACAAAACUAUGCCAAUAAACGCAAGGGAGAUUGCCGGCUUGUGCACUCCGUUGGACCUUACGGUGAGAAUCUCGCAUGGAGCAGUGGCGACCUCACCGGCUCGGCUGCGGUGAAAAUGUGGGUAGAUGAGAGGCCACACUAUGACUAUAACUCUAAUUCUUGUGUUGGUGGAGAAUGCCGGCACUAUACUCAGGUAGUUUGGCAAAACUCGGUUCGCUUAGGCUGUGCUAAAGUGAGUUGCAACAGUGGAGGCACAAUCAUCUCUUGUAACUAUGAUCCUCCGGGGAACUAUGUUACUCAACGUCCUUAUGAUCUUGUAUCCAUCUUUUAGAUUUUUUCCCCCUUGAUUAAGCUAUCAUUAAAGCAUAAUUAUUGAUGUUGUAUAAUUAAGGCUUAAUUGUUGUUGUUGUAUAAUUAAUCAAUGAUGUGUGGAAAAUAUCAUGAAUAAGUUUAUUAAUUCA
Hevea brasiliensis (rubber tree) is the source of this 696-nucleotide messenger RNA. Its product is annotated as pathogenesis-related protein 1. The coding region runs from base 63 to 566 and encodes 167 amino acids. The record is from RefSeq and is a predicted model, not a curated record. Gene Ontology annotation, cellular component: extracellular region. Lineage: Eukaryota; Viridiplantae; Streptophyta; Magnoliopsida; Malpighiales; Euphorbiaceae. The transcript has a single exon.